Molecule: messenger RNA, 2110 nt
Organism: Mus caroli (Ryukyu mouse)
Lineage: Eukaryota; Metazoa; Chordata; Mammalia; Rodentia; Muridae
Gene: Bmp15
Product: bone morphogenetic protein 15
Cellular component (GO): extracellular region
Molecular function (GO): growth factor activity; cytokine activity
Source: RefSeq, a predicted model, not a curated record
UGCUUCCUUUUAACCUAUUAGAUUGGGUGCAGGCCAGGUUCCUGGAAUGGGCCUCUUCUCCUCGGUUACUUUAGCCUGUCUGAGAACUAGUGUGUACUUCCCACCAGUGGGGAGUGGGAAGGGCAUGCUGCCUUGUCCCACUUGCUUUUUCUGUUUGUUUUCAUGCCAAGAAGCCUAGUCAGGAGACUCGCUUUGGCCCAGAAGAUUCUCCCACAGGAAGUAAGAUAGGGUCUGCCAGUCGGCGUUUCUUUUUAUUUCUUGCCCCGUCUUUGGUAUUUGUUAAACCAGGAUGUGGAAGAGGUCAGACUGAUGUUCUUUGGACUUGGUUAGGAAUCUGUUGAAAAGCACCAAGCUUUGCAAGAUGGCCCUUCUCACAAUUUUUAGAAUUCUUUUGUGGGGAAUGGUGCUUUUUAUGGAACAAAGGGUCCAAAUGGCAAAGCCAGGGUGGCCCUCCACCGCCCUCCUUGCUGACGACCCUACAUUGCCCUCGAUUUUGAAUCUGGCCAAAGAUGCCCCUGGCAAGGAGAUGAAGCAGUGGCCCCAAGGCUAUCCCCUGAGGUACAUGCUCAAGUUAUACCAUCGUUCGGCUGACCCGCAUGGCCAUCCGAGGGAGAACCGCACGAUUGGAGCGAAAAUGGUGAGGCUGGUAAAGCCGUCGGCCAACACAGUAAGGCCUCCCAGAGGUUCCUGGCAUGUACAGACCCUGGACUUUCCUCUAGCAUCAAACCAGGUAGCAUACGAACUAAUCAGAGCCACUGUGGUUUACCGCCAUCAACUUCAUCUAGUUAAUUACCAUCUCUCCUGCCAUGUGGAAACUUGGGUUCCUAAAUGCGGGACCAAGCACUUACCUUCUUCUAAAUCAGGUUCCUCAAAGCCUUCUCCCAUGUCUAAAGCCUGGACAGAGAUAGAUAUUACACAUUGUAUUCAGCAGAAGCUCUGGAAUCGCAAGGGACGGAGUGUUCUUCGCCUCCGCUUCAUGUGUCAGCAGCAAAAAGGCAAUGAGACUCGUGAGUUCCGGUGGCAUGGCAUGACAUCCUUGGAUGUUGCCUUCUUGCUACUCUAUUUCAAUGACACUGAUGAUCGAGUUCAGGCUAAACUUCUUGCAAGAGGCCAAGAGGAGUUAAGUGAUAGGGAAUCUUCUUUUCUCGUGCGGAGUGUCCGGCAAGCAUGCAGCAUUGAAUCUGAUGCCUCUUGUCCUUCUCAGGAACGUGAUGGGUCUGUAAAUAACCAGUGUUCCCUCCAUCCUUACAAGGUCAGCUUCCACCAACUAGGCUGGGAUCACUGGAUCAUUGCUCCUCGUCUCUAUACCCCAAAUUACUGUAAAGGAAUCUGUACUCGGGUAUUACCCUAUGGUCUCAAUUCACCCAACCAUGCCAUCAUUCAGAGCCUUGUCAAUGAACUAGUGAAUCACACUGUACCUCAGCCUUCCUGUGUCCCUUAUAAUUUUCUUCCUAUGAGCAUCCUUCUGAUUGAGACAAAUGGGAGUAUCUUGUACAAGGAGUAUGAGGGUAUGAUUGCCCAGUCCUGUACAUGUAGAUAAUAGUGAAGUUGUUGCUAUCUCAGGUUUCCCAAGAAGCUAUAGAAAACUCUGUUAAAGCUGGCAGUGAUCGACCCAACUUACAGAUUCUGUUCCUUAUCUUUAAAAAAUAUAUUGUGCUUAUGCUUAACAUAUAAGAGCCCUUUGUACUCUAUAAACAAAAUGCUAGGAUCCCAUCUUAAUAUUUUUAAAAAGUAAUUUAAAAUACCAUGAAAUGGUUAUCUUAAGCAUUGUUUAAAUCUCUUGCCCCAUUUUUGAACUCCUCAGCUUGUAAAAAUGUUUCUGGUACUGGUAUCCUAGCAUGGGUCAGUAGAACUUAACUAUAGCCCCCAAUACUGAGAUAAGAUGCUUUCUGGAGAUACAUUUUUAUGUCAUUUUUAUUGUGACUUUGGAAAAAAAAAACAAAACAAGAAAAUACUGGUCCAUGGUAGCAGAACAUAUGGAGUCCUGGGGUGACUUCAUUCUGGGCUCACUUGAUUUAUGUGUCCAGUUGGGCUCUUCUGGGCUUAGGUCUCUGGGAGACAACCUUGCUGUUUGGGAGGAAGUAUAGAGCUCUUUCUUGAACUAAAUUAU